AUGUUGUAUAGUAUAACACAAGCCAAGAAAUUCUCGAAGAUCUGUGAGGUUGGAGCUGGGCCAGGACUAGGAGCGAGGAUGUUCAUCGGAAAUAUCAUGAAGAAGGGAGCUUAUUAUUUCUGCAGUGAUUUGUCUGACGAGAUGAUGAAAGCUUUUUAUAGAAACUUCCAGAACUGUGACUCAGCUCUGAACCCAAGAGUGAAGCUAAAAUGGAUUAAAGAUUUUGAAACCAUUGAUGUCAACCAACAAGUUGGAGACAUGGGAGAAGAUAUUGACAAGAAAUUAUUUUUAGUUAAAGCAAAUAAUGAGAAGCUUCCAUACCCAGACGGAUGCUUUGAUUUGUAUAUCUCAAGUUUAUCGCUCGAGCAUGUUGACAAUUAUAUGAACCAACUCAAUGAGUCUUACAGAGUUUUGGAGACUGGAGGGGUCGCAGGAUUUACUGUUCCUGGGAGACGUGAAAAUUGUAAUAUGCUAAGUUUAGUGCCUGACGUACUUGAGAGCCUCGGUCAUGAAAUCCCUCCGCCUCUUCACAAGCAUCCAACUUAUUUGAGCGAUAAAGAAACUAUGGAAAAAGAUCUUAGAAAUGUUGGAUUUAGUAUUGUGAAAAUGUAUUAUACUGAAGGAAAUAUUAUUAUAAAAAACGUAACGGAGGUGAAAGAUAUUAUAAUAAAGUCUCCAAACAUGUGCAGAAACUUGGAAAAAUUAACAGAAGAGCAGAAGGAAGAAUUCUUUGAAGAGCUUCAGAAACAAUGGAGCUUGAAGUAUGGACCAGACACUACAGAGCCAUUGCACCAAGAACUCCUUGUCAUCAUUGCUACCAAAUAG
Moneuplotes crassus is the source of this 825-nucleotide messenger RNA. Lineage: Eukaryota; Ciliophora; Spirotrichea; Euplotida; Euplotidae. The record is from the annotation of a GenBank genome assembly.